Messenger RNA from Exophiala viscosa, 2253 nucleotides. RefSeq lists its product as uncharacterized. NCBI's taxonomy places the organism in Eukaryota, Fungi, Ascomycota, Eurotiomycetes, Chaetothyriales, Herpotrichiellaceae. The transcript has 4 exons. The coding region runs from base 419 to 1873 and encodes 484 amino acids. Gene Ontology annotation, molecular function: zinc ion binding; DNA-binding transcription factor activity, RNA polymerase II-specific. The record is from RefSeq and is a predicted model, not a curated record. Gene Ontology annotation, biological process: regulation of DNA-templated transcription.
CAAGCCCGUUACAAGGAAAUCUUACGAUCAGGUUUCAAGGACAACUCCGACAGAAUGACUUAUUGUGAGCAUGAAUUUUGGGCAAGAGAACAGCUUACGUCCAACGCAAAUGAUGAUAUGACACAAUCCAUGGGAAUGGUCCAACUGCCAUUUGAAAGACAAGUCUCACGUUUCCUGUUGGAGUUCAUCCUUGAAGAAUGUUCGCAUAUACCUGAUCCUAGCGAUUUUGUGCAUUCCCCUUCAAGCAUCGUUGCUUGGAUUCCUUCUUUUGACGUGGCUAAGUCCAUUGGAGCUUUUUUGAGGAUUUGAUGCACGAGUCUUACAUUAUUGCCCACCGAAGUCUGACUAGAGUAGUUGAGGUGUUUGCUGCUGUGGUGUUUUUGCUAUUGGUCGUUAUUGGAGUCUCGUGGCGUACAUCAUGAUCUCAACACGACAGAUGUACAAUGCAGACCUUGAGUUCUUCAGACGCAAUGAUCGCGGGACUCACAUGCCAUUGAGCCAGAACCCUCACAUUUCCGACCACUAUGACACUACGGGCCAUCUAAGUAGGCGGACGACCCCUUCUUCGGAGGCGGAUAACAGAACACCGGGUGGAGCAAGGAAGCGGGUGCCUGUGGCAUGCCAGAGAUGUCGAAAACGCAAAAUCAAAUGCAGUGGCAAUGAAGACAACAAUCAGAGUUGUGCAAACUGCAUAAACGCUGGUCAUGCAGAGACAUGUCACUUUCUCCGAGUCCAGUCAGAGGACUACUACAGCUUAGUAGGAAAGAUGCAUACACCUCCUCGAUAUUCUCCGUAUUCACUUCCCCCGAACCACCGCCUGAAUUAUGUGACGCUGUCGUCGAGGUACAACCCACAGAGUUCGCUUCAAUACCCCACUGUCCCAUCUAACAUGGACUAUGGUCCAUAUGCCCAUCCAGCUCCAGGUGUCGACUGGACAAGGGCACCAUACGUUGGUUCAUAUUCUCCGUACCCUGACGAUGAAGACACAAGCCCAUACAGCUCUCACCCGCCUCCGUACAUUCUGCCAAACACAGACCCCAUGACGACAGCAAACGGCUACUAUGUCCACGCACAAAACGUCCGACCACAUCCAGGCACACUGUGGCCAGAGCCUCAACAGUGCAUGUCCCAGCAGACCUCUCACUUGCCAUCUUCGGCCUACAGCGUCACCACGGAGACUCCACAACCACUCUACAAUGGCGGACUUUCCGGUACGCUACCAUCUGACCGCAUUUUACCCACCCCAGUUUCAGCCCGCAGUAUGGCCGUUCCACAGACGAAUUCCACAGACACCCUGCCAGUAUCUUCCCCCACACAGCGAAAUUCCACCUACUGGUCCUCCGCACACCACAUCCCAGGUCAAGUCGACAUGGCCACAGACUCACAGCAAUCCCAUGACAACAGACGCAACACCUCGUACGGCAUGCAGGACAUGGCUUCCUACAACCACAUUGGCAUGGGAGAAGUGCUCCCCAGCACAUCUCUUCUGUCUGCCCUGCCUCUUUCCGCCAGCCACGACCAGACACUUACUUCCAGAACAGCAACAGACGACUCACAGCACCAGCACCAGCACCAGCACUCGAAAGCACGUGCCGUGGUCUCCCAUGACCAGAGCCCUACGUCCACCCAGGAAAGCACGUCCAUCGCGUACAGUUACACAGGCUCGUUGAGUGGACGUGGUACCCAGCAGCAGCAGAGGAGUGCUUCGAGCAGCCACUUCUCGGACGGCGCGCUGUAUGGUCGGACACAGCCAUUGGUUGCACGCAGAGACACAGCGGCGGAUGACUGCAGCCCAGACUGCUCAGGAGGGUGUCCGACAGAUUCGGCAAGGGCGUCAGUCACGUCUAUCAGCAAUACCUCCUCGAGUUAUUGAUUGACCUUAAGUUUUGUUCAUGGCUUGUGGUGGAAUGCCCGUCGUCUGUUUGGUCUCCUAUAAAAAGCAUUCUUUCCUCGUUCGUUCAAUUGCUAGUUCUCGUCCGAACUGGGUCUGUUUGACUGACUUGUGGUACUUUCAUAUUGAUAAAGCUACGUCUAAUGCUCUUGGGUCAGGACAUACCACCUGGGUCCUUUCGGGGCGGCAUGGCAUAGGAGUCUGGCGUCGACUUUGUGUCACGGAAAUCGUUACUAUUGCAGGAGGCAUACGUUUGCUGUGAUUCAGGGACUGGAAAGGAUGUACUUUUUGGAGGGUCCUGACGUUGUUGCUGUUACGAAAAGAUCGCCUGUGUUGUGUUUGGAGUUUUGUUGCGAACGCUA